Molecule: messenger RNA, 1632 nt
Organism: Physella acuta
Lineage: Eukaryota; Metazoa; Mollusca; Gastropoda; Physidae
Source: RefSeq, a predicted model, not a curated record
UAACCCAAGGGAGGUGAUAGUCUUGAUGAAACACAAAGCAAUUCGCGAGUUGUCCGCCCCUGCUCGGGUGAGACCGAGGCGGGCCAGUGCUCAGCUUUGACGGCUUUGUUGUGGGACCUGACGAUCGAUAUCCGGCUGGCCGCGCGACGCUGCUGCUUCUAGUGCUAUAAUCUAUGCUGCUAUCCAAGAUGGCGGAUCCUGUGUUGUGUCGAGUGUUCCAUAUUUGUGUUUUCAAAUGAAGAUCAUUUCUGAUAUUAAUUAACAAAUUAAAUUGCGAUUUAUUUUUAAAAACGUGUUUAUAUGAGGAUAGUUAAGCUGUCUUUAUAGUUUUAGCUUAGAUCAGCUAAAGUGCGGGGAGAUAUUUGUAUACCUGCAAACGAUUUGUGUGUCAUAGGUUAUUAAGAUAAACGUAGAUAGAUGCAAUGCAAAGGUACUUGUUUCCUAGCAAGGUCCACAGAAAAUCCUUCGACAAAUAACAAAUUUGUCAACGUCUUUCAGAUACAGGAGGCUUUGAAAAGGUCCAGUGACGACCAAAGCUCGCGCUGUGCCAGUGUGAGCUCCAUCCGGCCGUCCACCAGCCGACCCGUCAGCAGACGGCAGAGUGUCCCCCUCCCGGGCACCAAAACCAACCUCAAGGUCGUCCAUCCGAAGAUGAGCGAUCACCCACCUCACUCUAUGGCCUACCAAAAGAGAAACCGCACGACCCACAUGUGGACAGACGGCAGUCAGCUGAUGAGCCAGAGCCUGCCCAGUUCCAGCUUCCUACACCGGCAGUUCGCCAGCUCCGCCUCGUCCUCGCCUCGUUCUUCCAGGGACGCAACCUCCGAAAAGGCGUCUCCCGCGGGGAAGUCAGCCACAGCCCGCCCCAGCUCUUCCUACUCCUACGACGGUGGGUUUUUCGUCGGUGCUCACUCGGGACAAGCGGAGUACUUUGUUAUCCACCCGGAUUGGGUGUCCGAGGCCGUGACCAUCAAGAAAUUGUCCAUCGGCAGCAAGAGCAGCGGACCGCCGGUGUCCAAGAGCGCGAGUUUCAGGAACUGGGGCGGGCGACGGUGCCUGAGCGCGCCCCCUGCCAAGCGGAGAAACCCCAUCACGUGGGAUCAGUCUGAGCCAGUCGACAUACCGGAGAGACGAUAUUAAUGUAGCUAGUUUAUAUCCUUUUUCUUAACCAAUUUCCUUCUAGAGACUGUUGCUAUGAACAUUUGUGUCAUCCUGCCUUUUCAUUUGACGCUGGUUUUAUGUUAGUCUUGGUAUUUACAACUGAUCACGACAAAAAGGCCACAAAAAUCAAAAUAAAUUGUUUGGUGUUUAUUUAAAUUUGUUUUUAAAAGGUGGAAAACUUUCUUUACACGUCAAUAUUUGUGUCAACUAUUUCAGCUUAACUUGCUAUAAUUAUACCGAAAGAAAACAAAGCUGUAUAAAAUAAAACGUUGUAUGUUUGUAAGGAAUUGCAAUUGCUGAAUUUCCGUCUUCUUUUGAAAACUUACUGGGGAAAAAAAAGCUUUUGCUUUUCACAAUUAACUUGUGCUUAACAAUAGGAACCUAGUAUACAUUCAGUAAAUUUCAACAUUUUAUUUUUCAUAGUUUAAAUUCUUUAAGACUUAAUACAGAUUUUCUAAACACAUUUUUAUA